AUGUGCAUCCUCCGAAGGCUGGUGCAAAAUGGGACUGUAAACCCAUCAAUCCAGAUCCAGCUUCUGGGAGAUGUAGAAAGAGUGGGUAAAGGCUUGUGCCCAGAGCACAAUAAUUCGCCCCCUGGAGAUGGUUUAGUGCACUGCACAGCUCCAAUGACUUAUGAUGAUUUCUGCAAGACCCAGGGGCUUGUCAAUGUCACAUGGGAAUGCACUUGGAAUGUUUUGGUGAAGGAACAAGAGGCAACAACUAAAAGCCCAGAUGCAGUGGCUAGCAAUCUUCUGAAUCAAACACAGAAUGUGGCAUCUUUAAACUCAACUCAGGUCAAUCAGCUGGUCAGCCAGCUAGAGAAUCUUAUCUCCGCACCCAACAUUAGUCUGGAUCUAGGCCGAACAGUGCUGUCCGUCAUCAACAACUUUCUUAACAGCUCUACAGAUACUAUGGCUGCCUCCUCUAACCGAUUAAUCAAAGCUGUGGAUAAUUUGGGUCUGAAACUUGUGAUUCACGACCAGACUGAAAACAUCGCAUUUGAUUCACUCGCUUUGACUGUGACCAAAGUUGAUGGGAGCAACUUUGGGACAACAUCAUUCUCAAUUGCAGAUCCCUUAAACCCACAGGUCACAAAAGGACUUCAGAGACAAGUCAGGGCAGUGGAAAGUUCCUCCCCUCUGGCCAAAAUAACACUACCUGCGUCCCUGACAGAGAACCUCUCUCCAGAAGAAAAGAAGAUAGCUUCUAGAGUCCAGUUCACUUUCUUUCAGAAAAGCACAUUUUUUCAGGAUAAAAACCUGAGUCAACAUAUGCUGAACAGCCACAUUCUGGGCUCUAGUGUGGCUAACCUGUCAAUCAAAAAGCUGAGGGAGAAUGUUGAGUUUACUCUGAGGAAUAAGCAGCCUCCGGGGAACUAUGUAGCUUCCUGUGUAUUCUGGGACUUUCACCAAAACGGAGGUUUAGGAGGCUGGAAUCGCAAUGGCUGCUAUGUCAAGAACAGCACCGAGAAUGAAACCAUCUGCAGCUGCAAUCACCUGACAAGCUUUGCUGUACUACUGGACAUUAGCCAGCAAAGAUUACCUGAUUUACAGGACAAAAUCCUUAACUUCAUCACUUACAUCGGAUGUGGGGUGUCCGCCAUCUUUCUCUCGGUUACUCUGCUCACCUACCUCGCAUUUGACAAAAUCCGACGUGACAUCCCUUCAAAGAUCUUGAUCCAUUUGUGUUUCAGCCUGCUUUUGCUGAACCUGGUGUUCUUGUUGGACUCGUGGAUGGCGUUGUACCGAGAUGCUGAAGGCCUGUGCAUUUCCACAGCUUUCUUCCUGCACUACUUCCUGUUGGUCUCCUUCACCUGGAUGGGGCUGGAGGCUCUGCAUAUGUACCUGGCCAUCGUCAAAGUCUUCAACAACUUCAUGUCCAGAUACAUGCUAAAAUUUUCCCUGGUAGGCUGGGGAGUCCCUUUGGUUGUUGUCAUUAUUGUGAUUGCGGUAAACAAAGAGAACUAUGGCCGAUUUUCUGAUGGAACUAAUGAUUUUUGUUGGCUGAACAAUAACAUAACGUUCUACGUGGCUGUUGUGGCAUACUUUUGCAUCAUAUUUGUGUUGAACCUGGCCAUGUUUGUGGUGGUGAUGAUCCAUCUGAGACGAAUCAAGCGCCGAAACCCUCACAAUAAUCAGUAUCGCAGCAGCUUGCAUGACCUACGUAGCGUUACGGGACUCACUUUCCUGCUCGGGCUUACAUGGGGCUUCGCCUUCUUCGCAUGGGGACCUGUCCAUUUGGCCUUCACGUACAUGUUUACCAUUUUAAAUUCCCUACAGGGAUUUUUAAUUUUUAUUUUCCACUGCGCUCUGAAGGAAAAUGUCCGUAAACAGUGGAGAAUAUACCUCUGCUGUGGCAGUUUACGAUUGGCUGAAAAUUCAGAGUGGAGUCAGACAGCCACAAAGAGCAACCACACUAAAAAGACUUCGAUUGUGACGGCAGAUUCAGGGAUCCACAGUGGACCUCGAAGCUCAGUGAGCAGCGAUGACUCAGUGCCGUCCCAAGGCAUCGGCUCACCAAUGGAUGACAGUCUGAUCAUAUCAGGGGAACUGAAUGACGACGUGGUCCUCAAUGAGAUGAACAGUCAAAUCCGUCCACGAUUCAGAUCUGAAUAGCUUUUA
This is a messenger RNA of Sinocyclocheilus anshuiensis, 2148 nucleotides long. Its product is annotated as adhesion G-protein coupled receptor G2-like. Gene Ontology annotation, biological process: adenylate cyclase-activating G protein-coupled receptor signaling pathway; cell surface receptor signaling pathway. The coding region runs from base 1 to 2142 and encodes 713 amino acids. Gene Ontology annotation, molecular function: G protein-coupled receptor activity. Lineage: Eukaryota; Metazoa; Chordata; Actinopteri; Cypriniformes; Cyprinidae. The record is from RefSeq and is a predicted model, not a curated record. The transcript has 16 exons. Gene Ontology annotation, cellular component: plasma membrane.